Molecule: messenger RNA, 273 nt
Organism: Knipowitschia caucasica
Lineage: Eukaryota; Metazoa; Chordata; Actinopteri; Gobiiformes; Gobiidae
Source: the annotation of a GenBank genome assembly
AUGGUGGUGUUUAUAAUUCCUCAGCAGCUGUGGUGGGUGGGACUUCCUUGGUUAAAAGCUCAGUGCACCUUCUGCUCUCCUCACACUUUCUCUCUGCUCGCUGUGACAGAGCUCGGGUCCUCCAGUUGGUAUGAAGACCUGCGGCUCUGCUCGGCCACACCCGCGCGGCCAACCACCCCGCACUGUAGGCCUGGACCCAGAGGAAUCCUCUCUAAAGCUUGCACACCUAAGUUUUUAGAACACAGCCUCUUUCCUCUCAUUUUGACCCAAUAA